Messenger RNA from Hylaeus anthracinus, 15272 nucleotides. Its product is annotated as protein sister of odd and bowel-like. Gene Ontology annotation, molecular function: RNA polymerase II transcription regulatory region sequence-specific DNA binding; DNA-binding transcription factor activity, RNA polymerase II-specific. Gene Ontology annotation, cellular component: nucleus. Lineage: Eukaryota; Metazoa; Arthropoda; Insecta; Hymenoptera; Colletidae. Bases 1455 to 3551 code for a protein of 698 amino acids. The record is from RefSeq and is a predicted model, not a curated record. Gene Ontology annotation, biological process: regulation of transcription by RNA polymerase II; embryonic hindgut morphogenesis; embryonic pattern specification. The transcript has 4 exons.
GAGCAAUACGGUUUAUGGCCGCGUGACACUGUCCCGGACAACAUCGGCGUCCACGAACAGCUGGAUCCACGUUGGGUCCGCUUCGCUCGCAGUUGGGUCCCCCUGCCCUCGUACCCCGGGAUGGUAGCAUCGAACGCGACGGGAUUCGCGAUAACCACGAGGUGGAAACGAGUGUCCAGCGUUUGAGGUCUCGGUGGUCGCGAGUAACGUCGUUCGGCUGGCAACGACCUGUGCCCGAUCGUCUCGAGUGGUUGCUCACGGGAACAGCCAGGCCCGGUGCCUCUGCUCUCCGAGCAAAGUGUGAACUCUGCCAGCGUCGACCCGAAGCUGUGCGCGCCUAGUUAUCCUCGCCCCGGAGCCAGACUCUCGAAGCGCACGCUAAUCCUGAUCGGUUUCGAAGGCGUGUGCUCUCCCGGAGGAUAACCGUAACUGUACACGCCUGUUCGUCCCCCCGGUGCUCCAGGGAACGGCGAGGAUAGACGUUCGCGGUGCCGUCGCGGUGGCAGCUACCGGAACAUACGUGUCCGUGUCGAUUCGCGAGUGAGAGUGUUUUUCGCGUACGCGAGCGUCGCCGGCGACGUCCGGGGUCCUGGCGAGACGUCAACAUCUGGUAGCGUGUUUCCGGGCGCGCGAGCGCGCGGACGUCCCGUUCACCUCGCGCUGGAUCCGUGCACGGGUUCCUCGGCCGGCUUCCGUGCGACUGGGACGUCCUCGAGUCGAUCUCCCACCGGGUUCCUCGACCUGGUUUGUCCUGGUGCCACCGAGACGACGUUUCCAUCAGUGACCGGAACUGAACACAGUCUACGAUCCCUCCCGGAAGUGAUAGAUCUCACGGAUCGAAUGUAAGUUUCGUUUAUCGGUGCGAACACACACUCAGACGCGUGUAUAGUGAACUUUGGUGUGCGGUUGUUUUCUGGCGUAACGUGUCCGAGCAACGUCCAGAAGCCGCGUCCGGUAUGCCGUGGACACGAGCGUCCACGAGGAGCGUUUAGUGACCGAUCGGUGCCACGUUCUCGCGGCUGGUUAGCCAGCCGAGCGACGAGUCAGCUGUCGACCCAAGGAUUAUUCCUGCCAGCUAUCCCCGUGGACGUCCAUCUUCUAUUCGCAGAGACGGAGCAACAGAGGUCAUCUCAGUUUUCUUAAAUGGAACUCCGCAUUCUGUUCGCCAACACCUGGCCAAAAUGAACUGAAGAACUCGCGAUUUCAUGGUGCUUCAAGGUUUCGAUUACCACGGCUGCGAACACUGACGAAGAAUGCAAGCGGCUGGCUCGAUUUAACCUUUUCAAGUCAUUCCCCGAGUUGAAGGAUGCGGUGGGCGAGGAGGCACGCGAAGCACCUCUGCUGAAACGUUUUCCCCGGACACCACGCCACGAGCACUGCCAGCCGACCGAGGCCACUAGUAGCCUGACCCUGGGGCACAGCCAACAGCGAGGACGAAGUACUUAAAAGGUUUCAUGGAUCUAACGGAGGCAUUCGCCCCGGGAGGGGGCGGGGAGGAUCUGCCAAAGACCGACUUCUUCGACUUCGUCGUCUCCCCGCCGCCUCACUGCGCCUCGGCGGACGGGAUCUCCGACGAGGAGAGCUUCCUGCAUCGCACGACCUGCAGAAGCAUCGGUUACCUUCAGCAGAGCCACGAGGAGCACGAGGCGAGCCGCGACAUCCACGGUUCGCCGUUCAUCAAGGAGACCAACAACAACACUCUGACGGCGUUGCCGCCCGUCUCGACGAUAACGAGCUCCUUGAGUCAUCAUCAUCAUCAUCAUCAUCAUCACCACGUGAGGACUCAUCACAACGCGUGCAACGUACAGCCCAGCAACGAGCAGACGCCCAUGGACCAAUCGGACUGCGACUACUGGACCACCGACGAGACCAAGGAGCAGACCUGCAACAUACUCCUAGAGGAUCUGAACAAGUACUGUUGGUCGGCCCACGCGAACACGCAGAGCCACGGCAACGACAACGUCACCGUUCACCAGGGUUCCAACGACCAUCAUCAGACGGUGGGUCGGGGAUGCGCGGCGAACGACAGACAGAAUACGGACGGAGCCAUCUACACGUUGACAGUGCUGAACAACGAGGCGAACUCGAUGGACGCGUUGGACUGCUGCAAGAGCCCAGCGCCCACGUCCAGCGAUUCCUGGUCCCUGCGACCGAACCUGGACCUGGACGCUAUACUGAGCAUGGAGCCCGCCUCCGCCGAACAGGAACACGAUCAAACCUCCAAUGUGAGCGAGGUGUCGCGGACGGUGAACGACAGGUUUCAUCCCGAUCGUUUCUCCGUAGCGUCGUCGCAGUACACGACCGACGACAGCGGUUUCGUCGAGAGCAAGGAGUUGUGCGGCCGAGGAUCGUCCAACAGCGGCAAUUGCCCCGGUGGAGACAACAACAACGAUUGGAAGCUCUCCGAUCAGAAUCUUCAGGAAGCAGCCGCGGUGGCAGCAGCUGCGGUCGCUGUAGGCGCCGGUGACUCGGCGGAGAGUCUCUUGCGAAGCGCCCUCCAAGGCAAACUGUACACAGGACCUGCUCAAGUGGUCUCCUCUUCGUCGCCGUCCAAUCAGGGUCCCGCCAUGUCGAUACCCGUCACGAGCAACGCUGGUCUGCAGAUAGUCGCCGAUCAGCAGCAGCAGCAGCAGCAACAGCAGCAACAGCAGCAACAGCAGCAACAGCAACAGCAGCAGCAACAGCAAGACGACUCCAUGCACGCCUGCACCGACGAGGAUCUCUUACUAUCCCAGCUGGAUCAAACGACCUAUCGUCCGGGUGACUAUGAGAAGCUGAAAAGUAUAGCGAACGAAGUAGUGGAGUCUUACUGCAGCCUGGAGCCUGUCUGCAAUGUUUCCGCGACCACCACGGUAAUGUACACCCUGGACCCGACGAGCGGCAGCCUGGGCACCAUCACGCUUCCAGCGGACCUUGGUCAAGUGAGCACGGUGACGGUGGUCACGGCUGCCCAGCAGGAAGUCCUUCAGCAGCAGGCAGCUCCGCGAGCAGACGUAGAGCCACAGCAACCGACCAGCCAGCUUCAGAUGGCUCCUUCGAGGGUUGUUGCCACGAAAGCGCCCAAGAAGUACUGCAGACGCGCCAACAGGAACAACAAUAACGCGAACGCGGCCAGCAACGGCAACAGCGGUCCCGAGGCUGCGGGAAACGUUGGUGGUCAACAACAGGGCGCCACCGGUGGUUCUCCAGGCAGCAUCCAGCGCAAGGAACGCUCGCUGCACUACUGCAGCAUCUGCAGCAAGGGCUUCAAGGACAAGUACAGCGUGAACGUGCACAUCAGAACGCACACCGGCGAGAAACCGUUCGCCUGUUCCCUCUGCGGCAAGAGCUUCCGACAGAAGGCUCACCUGGCGAAGCACUACCAGACCCACGUGACGCAGAAGCCCAGCGUUCAGCAACAGGCGACAGGGAACAGCACCAGCAACAGCGGGAAUCCUAGCCCAUCGGCCGAGACCACCACCACCACCACGUCGAGCAGCGUGACGAACAGGAGUCAACCUCAUCAGGUGCCGGUGGAUCCCUCGGGGACUGCCUGCAAUCCACCCAGUUAGUUGUGCUGGGACACCCUGGCCGCCCUUUUUCACGUAUCCCCGUCGAUUUUCACGCGCCCAAAUUCCUGCCGCCCCUCUAACCCUGAGGUGGCCACGGUGCGAGGUCUCGUCCUUCUACUUUCUCUUCUCUGGAUCUCCAUUUCUUUCUUCUCUCUCCCCGCUGUCGCUGUUUCUUCUUGCUCUUCCCUUCACGAUGUUCAGAGGCUUCGUUCGCCAAGAGAGCCGAGCGAAGUGGUUCACGAGGUUGGAACACGGUCACAGAGCGAACCAUGACUAAUGGCGACGAUCGCGAGAUCGACGCGUCCGCGGACGGCGCCGAUUUCCUCUCGCGAUCGACCCUCUUCGUCCUAGAACGAAUAUUAGCCUCAAAAUGGCGGAUCCAGGGACUCCCUGGGUAUCGCCGAUAAUUUAUUCGACGAGUUACACGCGAUCUUGAAAAAACAAAAAAAAAAAAAAAGAAUGGUGGAAAAAGCGCUGGACUUUCAACGUGCCGGGGAUCGCGGACGUUUUUUGGCGUCUAGCGUCUCGGUUGUUGCGACGCGCGUAUCUAGGAUUCUAUCGAUCGAACGCAGAAAGCCGUCCAUAACGAGCGAGUUACAGUAGCGCCCGCUUCUAUGUCCACUGAGUCCUCUUGUUUGUAUGUAUCCGGGGAAGGUAGCGAUUCGUGGGCUUCAGAUUUUAAUGUUACAGAGGUGAUCGAGGUUGAGACUUGCAGGUAAAGUCAAGGUGGUAUACCAUGAGAAUGUUGGAGGGAGUAAAUGAAGCAUUCUUAUGGCACGGAACGAGUCAUCGAUGUGAAUUUGAAUUUCUAUUUUUUCCGUUGUAACGUAAUGGGUGUGUCUAUAGGUUGGUGAUGUCUUUCUGAUGAAAAUGUAUCCAAAUGCAACCUCGUUUGGAACGUUUCUAGCCCAUCGUUGGUUAAUACAGUGAUUAGGUUAACAUUCGGGUAGUGUUUGGACACAUUUUACUCUGAAGAACACCACCGAUCCAGUGACAUACUUCCCUCACAGAUCUAUCGACGAACAUAGCAAAUGAAAUUUCCAGAGAACAAAGCUCGAUCCCUAGAUAUAGUUUUCGCGCGUUUCGAGGAAUAAUCGGCGACAUACAAGCGGGAGGUACUGUCUAUCGUGAAUUUAUCCAUGUCAGGACUAAGCUGCCAAGGCUUCCACGACAGUUGUUCUCCGUCACUGGUCCAGAUUGCUCUGUAGACGUUCAAGUUCCAGUGUUUAGGCCAAGCACCGAGUCUGAGAGACGCUUCCAUUCUUCGGCAGACGUUGUUGACGAUCGGUAGUCUGGACCGAUGACGGAACAAAGAGUGUCGAACUGAUAUUAUUACGUACAUGUGCUCGCUCCGUCGAUAAAUUCACGAAGGUUAACAGAUAACCUAAAGCGGACGACCCAGCGGGUCGUCAUUUAUUUUUCUACUCUCGUAAUUAAUCGGUCGAAUCGUCGAUCGACGAUGGCUGUAUUCUGCGCGCAAGCGACCCGGUGAAAUUGUUGUUCCUAAGACGACUCCAUUGCCGUCCUCUGACGAGAAACGAGCACGUCGACGACGAAUCGCGCACGUUAAACGAUAUAUAUAUAUAUAUAUUUAAAUACCACUAUGAGAUAUUAACGUUAAAGUUAUUUUAUACAGAUUCUUCUUUUUCAUUGUUCUUUCAUUUUCUUUUUAUCGUGUUUUUAUAUGUUUAUAUAAACGCACACGCAAGACGUAGUAGACUAACGGAAUGUAACGUAGAAUCGGUAAGUAUCGGAGCAUCGAGAAAGAGGUAUAAUAACGUUAUAAGUAAUUAGUAGCACGAGCUGUGAUUUAGAUACAUACUCAACGCGCGACGACGGGCGCCUUCGGUUAAGAUGGCGGCGCUCGCGUGCCUCGGCGUCUGUUAUUCGUAAGAAAAACAAUUUCGCGGGGGAAUCCGUUCCGAUGGAACAAUCUUUGAGCCUGAAAUUUCACAAAUUUUGUUCUCGAGCCCCGUGGGGAUUUUUUUCAUUCCUGGUCGUUAUGCGGGGUCGUCAGACUCGUCGCUUUGGGGGUGUUGGAUCUCUUUGGAGAGUCUGUUCUGAAAUUCGACCGACUAAUCGGUUUGGAAAAUUGGUCUUUUAAUUACUAAGUAGGUAUAUAUCGCGUGCACAGUGAUGGAACUAGUUCGAUGAAAAUUGGUGAGAUCUAUAUUAUUGGAGGGGAGGGUGGUAUCGUGGAUGGAAAACAAACCCUCCCUCGUGGUUUUCGUAUUUGUAGUAAACAUAACUAACGACGAACGGUGUUGUAUGCUUCACUGUUUACGUAGAGAAGGAAAUUUUCUAUGAAAACAUGAUAUUUGGUAUAUUAUUUGUCCUAUCAAGAAAAGAAGUAUUUCUCACGAAAUAAAAAUGUCAGAGAGUUCUUUGUCGAUAUACAUAUGUCGACGAAUUGGGGAAAAUUCGAAAUUUACGUCGUUUCGUGUUUCACAGUAUUAUUAAUACAAUAUACGCUAACAAUUACUCAGCAAUUAACAAUGGAGUCACAGUUUUCUUGCCCACCUAUCGAAUAUUUAUGAGAUUGAAUUUAUCAUUCGAUCUAACAUUUGGCACAGAAAAGUAUACCUAUCGCCUUUCUAAAUAGAAUUGUGAAGAGUUUCAGAAUUUCACUGAUUCGGGUUUGCCGUUAACCCUAAAAAAUGAUGGAAUUCCUCCAAGUCCCCCUAAAAAAAAAAAAAGAAAGAAAGAAAACUCAGUAUUUGUUGUAUCGGCUGUUCAGGACUGUUAUAUCGGGGUAAAAGCGCGGGAAGCCAUUGCAUCGCGGAGGUCAGAGAUUUAGAGAGAGCCUCGGAGGUUGUUACGAGCAACGCCGUGGAGUAAUUACACGUUGCGCGCCGCGGCGCGAUAUUGCGUUACGUGCAUGCAUUACGCACAUAGUUCGGCGUGCGAAGCAGCAGCGAGAAAAACAAGACGUCCCGCGGCGUACGAUAAAUUCUCCUCGAAAGCCUCGUCAGGAUGAUCGCUGGGAUUAGUCGCGCGCGACGUUUAUCGCCUCUCGCUUCCAACGACUUCGAUCGCGAACUCGUAAUUCGAGAAAAUGCGACGCCAGCGUCUGUGCUCGAUAUCGAACCACUAUGUCGUCGCGACUUUUCAAUCAUCGCUCGAACGAGAAAUUAAUAUCUGAUCCUUUGUACGUCAGUAAAGCAAUGAACCCUCCAUCGCGUGAAUUUCAAUUAUCCUUAACGAACAGAAAUGAAUCUUUGGUCGUUUGUACGUCAGCGAAGUAUCGGGUUGUCUGGAAAGUCCGUGUCGAUUUUUGGUAGGUGGUACAAGUCUGAAUACAUCGGAAUAUAUUCCCUUAAAAGGUGGAAAGAUCGUGGAACAAAAUGCUACCUACGUGAUUCAAUAAAUACGUAUCAGAAUUCAAAUGUGCCUUUGAAUUUGUUUUCAAUUGUCACGAACUUUCUGGGCAACCCAGUAAUUAACCUUCUGUUGCAUAAAUCUUGUUUUAUCUUUCAAAAAUGAAACUGAUGUAACUCCGGUCCCCACCAUUAUCUCCAUAAAAAAGACAUCAAAGAGAAGUCUUAUACGAAAUCUACAGUUCCAACCGACCGCAAUAAUACGUCAAACGAAUUACUGCACACAUGUUCGUCAAAGAAUUCCUGCCAAUCGUGGUCAAGCGAAUAAUUUGUCGAAUUUCACCGACCUCCGUUACGCUUGCUCCACUUGCGGUUGUAAAAUUAGUUUGACCCCCGAGGAAUUCUUUUUCACACUUCGCUCGACAACCGUACGCGAGUACGCGAGUCUUCCAACGUCGAUUGCGGUUUCGAGGUUCACCGUAGCCCCAUCGAUUGUUCGGACUUCCUGAAAAACCACGCGUGGCAAUUCGAUGAAAUGUUUGUAAAAAAUAUUUUCUGUUUCGAAGGACGUCGCUCGAAUUUUGGUCGCUGCUCCUGCGGUCGCGGAAAACUGGUAGCAGUUGCGGUUAGGCGAACGAUUCAGGGGAUCCUGGAGGGCGGAGCUAUUCGCGGACGCUCCACUUGUGGUUGUGAAAUUAUUAGCGAGGCCCGCGGUGCUGGGCUUUUCCUUCGCACCUUGCUGAAAAUAUAAUCGUUGGCAGACGUUGCCGUGAAUUUUCCGCCGUAUGGAAAUUAUUCCAAGGCGAUUAUUCGCAUAGCAUGCGGUCUGAUUCGUCCAGAAAUUAUUUUCAACGAACGUACAGUUGUUAUAAUCGAAAGAGGGUUUACUCGCCCGACCAUGAAUUCUACCGUUACUUAAUUCUUGAUUGAAUAGCUGUGUGUUGUCCUGAUAAUUUAAAUCACGAAUUAUUUCAGAAAAGUAAACGAUUUUUUAUGUUUUCCUCGAACUGUACCAAAGACAUAAUCGAAGAUUUCUGCAUAAUAUCAUAUUUGCAACAUUCUUUCAAUCGAAUCGUUUCGAAAUCUGCAUUCCGGACGAUUCCAUCUCCGCUGCUAUCAGUAAUUCUAGCAACUUUGAUGUUGGGCAAUGUGCGAAGGAAAAUUCUUCAACCGCAAAUCGCACUAAUUCGAUGUGCAACCACAAGUUGCUACUUUCUGGUGGGCGUGUCGUUCUGAUGAUUUGUCCAAAUUUGGCCUUGUUCCGUUACGAAGAAUUUUCUUGGAAAAUUCAGGUCGGAGACGAGGUUCCUUGCGCCCGUUAAUUUUAUUCCACUUUGUCCGCGAAAAAUUCACGAGUUUCUUCGAUAUAGUUAUACUCCGAGCAACCAUAUCGAAAUGUUCAAGGUUCGUCAAGUUGGUUACGCGUGCUUCAGUUAUCUGCAAGUGUAGGCAAUAUUAAGAUUAAGUCUUUCGUGGUCGCAAGUCGGUUUUAACUUAUCUCGAACCACGAGAGAAUGCAAAUAGCAACAUCCCUGGGGCCUAACAUGUGUUUGACCACGAAUGGCAGGAAUUUUAUCUGCAAAAGUAGUGGAACCGGUCCAUUUGAUCGAUUGUCGAAGAUUUACCGUCCCUGAUACUGGAAUUCUAUUCGGUGACAAUUUAAAAAGAAGAACACAAACUUAACGAGAGAUAAAAUCAAGGAAUGUAGACGAUUUCCAAAGGAAUUUCCCUCCAACUCCAGUUUUAUUGCCAACGAUUCUUCUUGUACCUAUAAACGAAGUCUCGAUUAGUUUAUUUUUUAAAUCAUAUAACACAGUGAAUUAAACAAGCAGACUAAAACCUCGAAUCACAAAGACUAAAAACCUGUACAAUGGUUUGGCAAUGUUACUGUACCAUGCAUUGGAGUCAUCAGAGAACCUUGGUGAUUCUUCCCACGCAUUGAAAUCAUCGGAGCGUUUAUGGUGUUUCCUACCACUCAUUCGAACCACCGGAGCGUCUAUGGUGUUUCCUCCCGUACGUCAAAGUUGUCGAAACAAUUUCAAAAUUACUCGAUUCUAUCAACAACGAAACGUAACGUCGACAAAAUAACGAAGAAAUUGGCUAGCUCGUUAACCUUCGUGGCUAGCUUUUAAAAAAAUGCUCGAAACGCAGCGGUGGGUGAACGUUUCCUCGACGAUUUAAUCGUUUCCCUCCGCCCCACAGCCUCGUCGGGAGCAUUUUAUCAAGGCCAAUGGAAAGAAAUGCUGGAACCACGGGUAAAUUUCCCAUCGAUCUUUCGGAUUUCUUGACGUUCACCGGUAUCAUUAGUCAGUCUACGCGAACUACAUCGCGGCGAUAGUGGCUCGCCAAACGUUCGAGGAAACCUAUGAUAACGCCUCUCGUACGUCAGAGGGUCUCGGCGAUCUCUAGGAUUAGCUUCAGUUACGUUUACCGUUUCUCAUCGCGAAAUAUUAUCAAUAACACUCUAUCGUCCGACGCUCUAACCGAUUCCCGCGGAUAAUGUCAAGGUAAUUGCUGAUCAAACGAUAAGCUUGAAAUGUUCCUGACGCUCUCCUCUUCCAUCAUUCCGUCUGGAACGUUUCGAGAUAACUCGGGACGUUAAUUAACAGAGUCUCGCGAGACCAUUUUUGUCCAAGAGAUCGGAGUCUUUCAGUUCUACUUAGAUUUACUCGCUUCCUUAACGGUUGGAAGACAGAAUUCUUUCGCGAGGUCCUCGAACUGCCGGCUUCCGAUACGCGGUGGCCUGCCAUUAACUUUGAUUUAUAUCGGUAACCGUAAUUUUGCUCCUUUUUCAAUUUAAUCCGCCAGCUGCGUUUUCGAUCUUCAUUUUAUAAAUCGUAGAUGAGUGCUUUUCAGCACCUCGUAAUGACGAGUCCACGGAAGAUUGUCUUAGGUAAAUUUAAAAAAACCUUGGCGAAGUAUUACGUCGUCACCUAAGUUCGUGCUGCUGAGGCGAUAUAUAAUAAAAAAAAUUACAGAAAUUGUAUAGCGACUGUUAUGAUAUGACUAUGUCAGAAAGAUGGAAAAAUAUUGUGAAAUGAGAGAGAUUACCUUUUCAUAACACACUUAAGGGCAUGUUUUAUAUAUUAACACUUUAUCUCCCGGGCUAUUUAGAAACAGUGGUUAAUUAAAAAAAGAAUUUUCUAUAGUGGCAUAUGCCAAUCUAGGCUGACAAUAAUUCCUCCAUACUGUUCACUGAUCAUUGUAAGUAAGACAAUCAUCGACACAGUAAAUAAAUCCGAAUAGCUAAAUACUGCAAUUAAAAAGCCUAUAAAUAGGCUCCCGGUAAAUAAAGUGUUGAGUAGCAGAAGAAUAAGUGGCAAGAACUUAUAGGACGACCUAAUAUAAGAUUAUCCGUAGAUUCUUUAAAAAGUUCCACGAAUUACUAGCAGACAUCCCAAGAAAAGAGAAUACCGCGAUGCUCGUUCCGAAUAGAAUACUCAGACAUCAAAUAUACAAAAGAGCAUACCACGUCGAUGAUGAAGAAGAUUACGGAGGAUCCUCGUCGCAAUGCAUUAAGCGACACGACCACGGAAUAAUUAAACCGACAGGAUCGAUUAAAUCGUUAAAAAAUAUUCCGCUACCGAUAGGUAGCACAAAAGCGUUUCGGAGUGACAGGUAGCUCGACGUUAACGCGUUCGGAACGCUCCUCGGUCGUUGGAGUCGAUUAGCCGCUCUGGCAUUUAUCGUUUUCUCGUUCAUUGGGCGCGAACGCGUUAUCCGCGAGGCGAUGUGGUAAUUCGCCAAGUCCGAUAUUAAUGACGCGUAGCCAAUUUACAACUGAAGCCACGUCGACGAGGGCCCCUGACGGGCCGUUAGGUCCGUUUGAUAUCUCGUUGCAUUAACGACGGGAAAUUCUUUGAUCCUUUCAUCGGCCCCAUCAGCGUUGCCGGCUGAGCCAUCGAGAAAAACGACACUACUCGCGGCCAAGAGACGAUAAAUUAACCCGGCCGAGCAAGAAAGUGUUGCCGGCUGAUUGCUCUCGGUUAGCCGCUUCCAGCGAGAUGACUCCCUCGAUAGCGUGUUAUCAAGUUGUAAUUUGGAGCCUGGCCAUUAGUGGUACCAUUCGGAUCGCAGCUGACUAGCAUGCGUCUAUCGAUCGGUCGAUCUUCGUUCCCAGACGCGUUCCUAGACGAGAAUCGGACUCGCGAUCGCGACACCUCGUUAACCCUACCGUCCCUCGUAGCGCGGAUUUUCUUUUAUCUUCGGUAAAAGUUAUUUGUUUUGGUAGCUAGAGUAUCGUGCCUCUUCGUAUGUAAGAUGGUAGGCAAGCGAUUGAUUAAGUUAGAAUCUUUUGAAAUUUCGAUUGAAUCAUUUAUCUGGAUAAGUUUUAUCAAUUUAUCUGGGAAGCAUGUGGGUAGAACAGGUCGACUUCCUGAACGUUGUUAACGAGCACGAAAAAUAGAUAAGAAAAAAAAAAAAGCACGACAAAACACACAGACAAAUGCAACAAAAGGAAAUACGAAUUUCUAGACGGAACUGAUAAAUCUGUAGGUGCCGAGAGGUAGUUCCAGGAAACAGCCUGGACACAUCGACGUAUAAAUAUUCUAAUUAAGUCCGCGCAUAAUUAGUGGCCACGGAACACUGAAUUAUCGUAAUCGUUAGGCAGUAUUUUCAUACGUUAUCGCGACAACAAUAUCUUGUCCCGAUAUCUCUUUAUCGCAUUAAUUAAGUGUAACCACCGCGAACAUGCCAAUCGGAAAGUCAACGGGCACAAUUCCGCGCGAGUCGAUCUUGGCUGCACGGUAAUUGACUCGUUUUUAACUUGCUACCGCGCAUGCACGAGGACGUUAGGCUAACACGGAGAGCUACUUCAAUUCUCCGUUGCACGAAUUUUGGUUUCCCCUCCAAAAAGGAGAAAAUAUUCUUUGAUUAUUCGUGGGUCAGUGUUUAAUUUAAUUUUCUCAAAUUCUAUUUUGUUAUUAUUUCAGAAAGAAAUAUAUCUGUCCGAGGGCAAACUAUGUUGCGUCUAAACUUCUGUAAUUCGAAAUAUAUGUUAACAUUAAAUCUAUCAAGUUAGGUCCAUGUACUUCAAACAUCUUUCUAAAAUUCCUCGUUUACCGACGAUACUAAUGUUCAAUGCAAUUAUUGCAUCAAAGAAUUAAUCUGGUAUAUAAAUUUGAUCCUUCUUCCUAUAAUUACUGAAACUAGAUGUUCCAUUGUCAAAAUUCUUAACUAGAUAAUACACCAGCCGAACAACAACCAAAAGACAAACGACAGUGCAUCCACUGGCCACUAAUUAAAACUAAGAAUACAAUCCACGCAAUGACGCGUCUCUACGAAAAAUUAAUAAUCUCUCCCUUCGAUUAAAAAUAAAUCCGGCAAAUAAAAUUCUCAUUCGUCUACCAUCUACCAUUUAUCAAAACAAUGUACCGCCCAUCUCUGGAUUCGAGUAACUUUCUACGAAAACAAGACGUCGUCAGCUCCUAAACGAGGUCUCUGUUUCCGGCGAUGGCCUGCAAUUCCUCCAGCAACGAUUCGCCCGAUUCCCGUAAUCGAGCAACGACAGUGAGCCCCGAUUUGACCUGGUUGAACAGGAAAGCAGGAAAGGAAGACCGUGAAUCACUGCUGCUCUAAUUAAUGGACCGAGCGAAAACGGCCAGAAAGAGCGUCGUCAGGGUUCUAUCGGCGAGACGAGGGCGCGCGAGGGGCCAAUCAACGCGCGUCCGUGCUGAUGGGGGGCCCCCCCCUUUGAAUUGUGUUGGUCGAAACCACGAGUAUAGACGGCGAGCAACGUUACACUUCGGGCCGAUAUGAUGAGGCACGGCCUUAUAAGGGACACAACCGGUGUUUAAAGUCGCUGGUGGCGCGGCUUUCACCAAUUUAAAAUCAGAUUACGACUCGCCCGCCUUCUAAUCGCUGUUAGCCCGGUGCACGCUGGGAAUUGCGGCUGUAAUCGAUCCCCCGAUUUCGCGUAACCCUACGAUCGUUAUUGUAGGUGCACGUUAGAGUGGCGACGAAUAACGAUUGAGUCCGUUGUGCGAGAAACAGGAUUUGUUACUGACUCGUUUCUCGGUGUCGGCGAUCUUUGCUGAUCAAACGAGUCAACGAAUCGCAUUAAAUUUAGACGUGGACGUCGUUAUUUCCGCUAUUGCCGCAUCUUUUAUUGAAAUUAAUUUCCUUGGUUCCUUAAUGAAAAGUCCUGACAUGCAUUUCUGGGUGACCAACGUGUCGAAUCGCAGCAAUACGCGAUCCUUAAGAUUCAGAUUGAUUUUACAGCUACGACGCGGUACCAUCGUCGAAAAAUCGACGAUAGAGCGGCAGAAAUUGGACGCGAUUUAGAAACGGGGCGAAAUUCAGCGGAGGAUUUAUUCCUCUGCGCGCUCAUGGCCUGAGAUUUUUCGCUGCCUCGGCGUCCGUGCCGCGUUGUGCUUGACUAAUACCGCUACGGCGCGUUAACCUUCUGAAGGUAGAACGGAGGUGUGGCACACCCCCGUCUCUCCGUAAACACGAGGUAUGAGAUACAACAAUGGUCUCCGUAGAUGGAAGAUUGCACGGAAAGGUGCAACGUUCACGUGCAAAGGUCACCACGGUUGAAUCGAGUAAACGAGGAUAAUGUCGCGGGUCGACUAUAAUAGCUGAAUUUUAUUGUCGUAACAAAAGAAAGCUCGUCAUCGUCUGUAGUCUGAAACAGCAAGACGAGGAGGGGGGGGAAGGUGGUCCAUUACCGCCAAAAAGAGUCAAAUAAGUCGCGUGGCUAUCGAACCUUCCAACAAUGGCGUCUCGUUUUUGUUUUCUUUCUUUCUUUCUUUCUUUUUUUUUUUUGGACUCUCAAUUGCAUAACGAGCCUCUACAAAUCUUUAUCGAUUGCGAAACGAUUCUGAUCUUCUGAUGCAUCAUUCACGGAACAUCAGCAUUACUCUUGACUAUUGAUUUCGGGGACGAUUGUAGAUUAAGUUAAUAAUUGUUUGCAGUGGGGACAAAUAAUAUUUAGAAGGCAAAACACAAUUGGCUGAAAGACAAACCGAAAGCCUUGUUUUAUACAACGGAACAAAUAUAUGAAAAAUUAUUGUGGAAGAGUCUAAAUUUGAAAUUCCUUCUCUGCGCCGACAACUGGGACCCGCUAACGACAAUCGUGAAUCGUUGUUUAAUCCCUUGAAUCCCUUAGGUUUCAAUUCAUUGGUUCGUUUUUAGUAUUUGGCUGUAUGUGUGUUACCAGUGCAUAACGUUCUUUCGAAGAGAAGUUACGAAACAUAAACGUCAGCUACGAUAAUUGUUCAAAUGAUACAUUGAUAUUUUUUUUUUUUUUAAAUUUAAUUUAUAAAAAUCAGGCUUCCAAGGGUUGAGGAUCGAAAUAAUGAUUGUUUUGCUCGCGAUUCGAUAGCGACACGUUCAGACAGCCGUCGCGGCGAUUCGUUCUCGUUGAAUAAUACUCAAGGUACCGUUGUAUUAUACGAUAAUCCCUUUCUAAUUACUCUACACUGCGUUCUUAAUUUAAUGUUACUCCCCUUGUUUUUAUAUAUAUAUAUAUAUAUAUAUACAUAUAAAUAUAUUUAUAUUUUUUUUUUCUUCUUACUCUACUUCUCUAGCUGGUACGACUUUAAUCGUAGACGAUAGCGACGGUGUUGUUAGCCCUUUGUUAAGGUGACGUACCCAACCCCAAGGUUACCAUGGUAACGAAGUGUAUCCGCAGAGAUAUUUUCAGCGAGAUGAUAAACGAAUAAAUUAACGAAUAAAUAAAUAAUACUCAACGGAGCUUGCAGGAAGCCCCGAGCAAAGAGCGACGAGCGAAUGCUCGCACGCUGUAUAACUAAGGAAAAUGAUAGAUCCUUCUUCUUAUUAUUAUUAUUUCUUUUUUCUUUUAUAUUUUAAUUGAAUAAAGAAUAUCGAAACGAAUGUUUAAAAGAGGCCCCCCCCCCCCCCCCCCCGACUAUGUAUAUAGGAAACGUAUGUGUUGGCCUAUCCAGUACAAAACCAUCGUUAUAAUAUUAUAGAUCACGGAUUAUUAUGUUAUGUGAAUAAUUACAUUUUAUGUUGUUAACAUGUUUCUAUACGUAUACAGAUACACGGAUAUAUGUGCGACACACGUAUAUAUAUAUGUUUAUGUAUGUACACGCGCAUACAUAUACAGAUAUGUAUGAAUGUAAUGUUAACACACACACGCAGACACACACAUACACACAUACACACACACACACACACACACAGAGCAGACAGACAGACAGACACAGACAGAGCUCUCUUUCCCAACGUUUCUAUUCCCCUUUCACACAUCUUUCGUUCUUUCCUUAUUUUUCUUACUUUCUUCCCUUUCUUCACACCUUUUUACUUGUUUGCUCUCGCCAUGCAGCUGGAGAAGACUACUUGUAGAGGAUCGUUUUUGUUUUGUACUUAAGCGCGCUCGUACGCGCCCGAACUAUGUUUUGUACCACGUGCAGAAUGGCAAUAAAGUAGUUGACCAAUU